This is a messenger RNA of Sorex araneus (European shrew), 5523 nucleotides long. It is a transcript of the gene ERMP1, whose product is annotated as endoplasmic reticulum metallopeptidase 1. NCBI's taxonomy places the organism in Eukaryota, Metazoa, Chordata, Mammalia, Eulipotyphla, Soricidae. The transcript is spliced from 15 exons. Gene Ontology annotation, biological process: proteolysis. The record is from RefSeq and is a predicted model, not a curated record. Bases 74 to 2788 code for a protein of 904 amino acids. Gene Ontology annotation, molecular function: metalloexopeptidase activity.
GCGGCGGCGGCCGCGGCUCCCGGGGCGGUCUCAGGCCGGGGCCGAUCGGGGCAGGUUGCAGAGGCUGGUGGCCAUGGAGCGGGGCUCGGAGUCGGCGACCGUCAGGCGGCACCGCGUCGGAGGCGAGCGGCGGGACGGACCGGCGGCUGCGCGGCCGUCGGAGCGGGCGGCCCCGCAGCAGGAGCCCCCCGGGGACGCGCUCGGCGGCGGCCGCGAGAGGACGCGGAAGCGGAGCGCCGGGGGCAGCGGCGAGCACCGCGGGGGCCCGCGCGGACUGUCCGAGGCGCGCGCCGCGCUGCUGCUGGCGCUCUACCUGCUGGCGCUGCGCGCGCUCGUGCAGCUCUCCCUGCGGCAGCUGGUGCUGCGCGGCCCCACCGGCCGCCCCGGGGACUUCGACGCGCGCCGAGCCAGGGAUUAUCUUGAACAUAUAACGUCAAUUGGCCCCAGGACUACAGGAAGUCCAGAAAAUGAAAUUCUGACAGUUCAUUACCUUUUGGAAGAGAUUAAACUGAUUGAAACUCAAAGCAACCACCUGCACAAGAUUUCGGUCGAUGUACAGCGGCCCACGGGUUCCUUCAGCAUUGACUUCUUGGGAGGUUUUACAAGCUACUAUGACAACAUCACCAAUGUCGUGGUGAAGCUGGAGCCCAGAGCUGGAGCUCAGCAUGCCGUCCUGGCCAACUGCCAUUUCGACUCAGUGGCAAACUCACCAGGUGCCAGUGAUGAUGCAGUCAGCUGUUCGGUGAUGCUGGAAAUCCUCCGCGUCCUGGCGACAUCUCCAGAAGCCUUACAGCAUGCUGUCAUAUUUCUCUUUAAUGGUGCCGAGGAAAAUGUCUUGCAAGCCAGUCAUGGUUUCAUUACUCAGCACCCCUGGGCCAACUCAGUCCGUGCAUUUAUUAACUUGGAGGCAGCAGGUGUAGGAGGAAAAGAACUCGUGUUUCAAACAGGUCCUGAAAAUCCAUGGUUGGUUCAGGCCUACGUUUCAGCAGCAAAGCACCCAUUUGCUUCUGUGGUGGCUCAGGAGGUUUUUCAGAGUGGAAUCAUUCCUUCAGAUACUGACUUCCGUAUCUACAGAGACUUUGGGAACAUUCCAGGAAUAGACUUGGCUUUUAUUGAGAAUGGAUACAUUUAUCAUACCAAGUAUGACACAGCGGACAGAAUUCUAACAGAUUCCAUUCAGAGAGCAGGUGACAACAUUUUAGCAGUUCUUAAGUAUCUUGCUACCUCUGAUAUAGUGGCUGCUUCCUCAGAGUAUCAGCAUGGAAAUGUGGUCUUCUUUGACGUGCUUGGCCUUUUUGUUGUCGCCUACCCGUCUCGGAUGGGCUCGAUCAUUAACUACAUGGUGGUAAUGGCUGUUGUUUUCUACCUGGGCAGAAAACUGUUGCAGCCCAAACGUAAGACUGCUAACUAUACAAAGGACUUCUUCUGUGGACUUGGCAUCACCUUGAUAAGCUGGUUUACUAGCCUGGUUACUGUUCUCAUCAUAGCAGUGUUCAUCUCGCUCAUUGGCCAGUCACUGUCAUGGUAUAACCACUUCUAUGUCUCCGUAUGUCUGUAUGGAACGGCAGCUAUAGCCAAAAUAAUACUUAUACAUACUCUUGCAAAAAGAUUUUAUUAUGUGAAUGCCAGUGACCAGUAUCUGGGAGAACUGUUUUUUGACAUCUUGCUGUUUGUGCAUUGUGGUUUCCUUGUAGCUUUCACUUACCGUGGACUAUGCUCAGCAUUUAUUAACGCUGUCUGGGUGGCAUUUCCAUUGCUCACAAAGCUUUGCGUGCACAAGGACUUUAAGCAGCAUGGUGCCCGAGGAAAAUUCAUUGCCUUUUAUCUUUUGGGGAUGUUUGUUCCUUAUCUUUAUGCAUUGUACCUCAUCUGGGCAGUGUUUGAGAUGUUUACCCCUAUCCUUGGAAGAAGCGGUUCGGAAAUCCCACCUGAUGUCGUCCUGGCUUCCAUUUUAGCUGGCUGUACAAUGAUUCUCUCUUCUUAUUUCAUUAACUUCAUCUACCUUGUGAAAAGCACAAGAAAAACGUUGUUGACUUUAGCUGGAGUGAGUGCAAUUACCUUCCUCCUUGUUUGCUGUGGAACUUUUUUCCCAUAUAGUUCCAACCCUGACAGCCCAAAGCCAAAGAGAGUGUUUCUACAGCAUACGACUAGAACCUUUCAUGGCCUAGAUGGAAACGUAGUUAAGCAGGACUCUGGAAUAUGGAUCAAUGGGUUCGAUUACACUGGGAUGUCUCACAUAACGCCCCACAUUCCUGAGAUCAAUGAUACCAUCCGAACUAACUGUGAGGAGAAUGCACCCUUUUGUGGUUUCCCGUGGUACCUUCCAGUACACUUUCUGAACAGAAAAAGCUGGUAUCUUCCUGCCCCAGAAGUCUCUCCAAGAGAUCCUGCACAUUUCAGACUUGUAUCCAAAGAACAGACACCCUGGGACUCUGUAAAACUGACAUUUGAAGCGAAAGGACCAACACAUAUGUCAUUCUAUGUUCGAACCCACAAAGGGUCAACGCUCUCUCAGUGGUCUCUUGGCAAUGGGACUCCAGUCACAAGUAAAGGAGGAGACUACUUUGUAUUUUACUCCCAUGGACUCCAGGCCUCUGCCUGGCAAUUCUGGAUAGAAGUACAGGUCUUGGAAGAACAACCCGAGGGAAUGGUCACCGUGGCCACUGCUGCCCACUAUCUUUCUGGGGAAGAAAAGAGGUCCUCCCAGCUGGAUGCUCUGAAAGAGAAGUUUCCAGAUUGGACAUUUCCUUCUGCCUGGGUGUGCACCUAUAAGCUCUUUGUUUUUUAAUCUUGUAGAUGAACUUUUAAGACCAUGAUCCAGUGAGAUAGUCUGUGUGACAGUUUUGUCCUUUGUUACACAGAAAAAAUGCAAGCCAGUGAGUUUUUAAUGAGUAUGAGUUCAGAGUUUUGUGGGCUAACACCUUUCAGGUCACUAUAAUGGUUAUGCUGUUAAGUAGUGAUGCAUGGCCUUUAUGACACUUGAAAAAUACCAGUUUUCUGGUACAUAAACACCUGUGGGUACUGCCACUACACAUUUGCAUCUUUUCUAUGACCUUAAGGACAAAAGCCAACAAACCACUUCAGUUAUUCCUUUAGGAUCAUGAAAGAUGUAGAAGGUAAGACAAAUAACAUUUCUCAGUGAAGUCCUAGACCAUUUUGUGUGAAUAUGGUGGAGACCUAACUCUGUUGGUCCCUGGAGAGCAAAUGUAAGUGCUAGGGAACACCCACGGGGCUUUUGCGCCUCAGCCUGUGCCAAGAGUCCUGCUCCUUCAGGCCUUUGGACCAUGCUUUCUCCGCUGCACUGAAGCCCAGGACCCCUGUUAAGUGGCUCCUAUCCUGACAGGGGUGCCCUGUGAUUUAUUAUUACACUUUGACUUUUUUUUUGUUUGUUUUUUUGGGUCACACCUGGCAAUGCUCGGGGGUUACUCCUGGCUCUGCACUUGGGAAUUACUCCUGGUGGUGCUCAGGGGACCAUUUGGGGUACUGGGGAUGGAACCCAGGUUGGCUGUGUGCAAGGCAAAUGCCAUACCUGGUGUACUUUCGCUCCGUUCCCUUUAUGAUACUUUUAUUGCCUGUUUUCCUCUUAAACCUCUGAUUCCUCUCUCCACCAUAAUCAUUUUGAGAAAAGGAGCAUUUAUUCAGCUAUUUUCUGUAUUUUUCAACUCUUAACUUUCUUCUUUGAAGCACUGAGUUGUCAUGGUGACUAAUCUGAGUGAGGAGAGUGGGGAGGAGGCUGGAAAUUUUCCAAAUAUAUCUGUUUUGAAGGAUUCACCUGCUAACCAAGGUUAGUGCUUAAUUCUAUUGAUGCCCUGCAUCUGUACUUCUCAAGUGUCUUUUGUCCAAUUGAACAGAUCCGUUUCUUAGUUACUGUCCAGUGGACUUGUUUUUCCUGAGACGUGAGGUAGUUGGCACUGGAGAGAAACCACUAGACAUGUAACCGUGGCAUUCAGAUCAUGUCUAAUGGAAGCCUUGGGACUGAAAGGUGCUUUUUACUUUGAUGAAGAUGGGCAUGUAGCUCGCAAGGCAUAUCACAGCAGUGCCUCUUACGAUUUAGUGGGUCCAGUGGCAGCUGCAGCAGAAGGGUUUAGUGAGAUCAGUGCUAAGUUCUGCUAGAUUCCGUCUUUUUCAGGAAGUGGAAAAAUGCCUAGGCCAAAAAAUGUUUUAAAAGCCAUAAUAAAACAAUAGUGGCAUCAAAUCCAAGCCUAGUAUGUGUUGCUGGAGGAAACUCUUAAGGCUACUUGUACAUUAUACUUUUCUUUACCAUACAACUAUUGCUUAACUGAAUUGUAACUCCUGAAAAAAUUUUGACUGGGUCUACACUGAGAGGGCUGUAGCCAGAGCUAAAAGACAUGUAAAUUUACAACGUGCAGAUGCUGAACUUGCAACUACUCUUGUCCUUGGAUUUUGUAGAAACCAUGCUUUAACAGUCUCUGAUGCUCUCAGUCUAUGGCUGUCAAGUAUUUCUGCCAGGCAGUACAUGUUUGCAGUGUUCAUUGCUCAUAUAAUCACAGUUGUGGAGAAAAAGAAACAGUAAUAUCAAUGAAUUUGAAAAUGUGGAUAUAUUUUUUUUGUCCCCGUGGUUAUUCUGAUAUAGAGCACAAGGAAUUGUAGCAAAGGAAAAAAAAAAUCUGUAGUGAGAAAGGCACUAAGGAAAACAAAUAGUUCCUCUGAUUCCUCCUUUAAGGAUGUUCUACCCUCUUUCAGCAAUAAUCAUGAUUUUUCUCUUUGCCUUUGGGUUAUUUUCCUAUUUAAACAAUUUUAUUUUUCUUUAGCAUUAUGAAGCUUCAAGAUUUUGUGAGGUCAGUAGCGACAAAAAUGUUUACUAGUCUCAGGGCAUGCUUAAUAUUCUGGGGAAUUGUUUUAUGUUUAGAAAUGGUUAAGUAAUUAUACACAAGUUCAUGACUGUUAAUAAUAAGCACACUAGCAAGCAGAUCAGUAGCCUCUGAAACUAAAGGACUUUUUUUUCCUAAAAUGCAUUAUUUUCUACAGAAUUUAAAUGUAAGCAGCACAGAACUGAACAUUCAGUGAAAGAAGGAAGAAUUAUGGUUUUUGAAGAAAUUCUGUAAAAAGACACAUUGAGUCUGACCUAAGAGCUAUUGUAUUAAGUACUUCUGUUCAUACAAAAUUAUGAUAGAAUUCUAAAAUGUUAGAAGUGGGCUGGGGUUGGGGGUGGGGCAUAAACCGAGCUUACUGACUCAGGAAAUGUAGAAAGAAACGAUCAUGUCCAUCCAUUUGGUUCAUUGGUUUGCUGAUAUGCUGAGGACUAAUUGUUGCCUUACAAUGUUAUUAAAAUAAAAUUUUUAACCUGCUAGUAUUGAGGUUUCUUUAAUAAAUCUUUGUUAAUGUUAUGUUCUGUUGUAUACCCACAUUUGAAGAAGUGCUGUUAAGCCUCUGUAAGUAUAUAAUUAUUACUAUAUUAAUGGGUGAUGGACAUGAAGAACUUGCUACUGAAACACUAUUUCAGUUGGAAUCCCCUGUAACUAUGAAUAAAAAGGAUGUCUAGUAAAUGUUAAAAUUCUCACA